UUCAGUCAAAUCACAAACACCCCCCCCCCCACAAAGCACAAAAUGUCCAAGGCCGCCGCUGUUGCUCCCGUUCCCGAGACUGAGGAAGACCUCCCCGACUACAACGAGGACGAGGAAAUCGCCACGCCCGAUGCGACCGUCAAGAAGGACGUCAAGGGUGGUCACGUCGGCAUGCACAGUGCUGGUUUCCGCGACCUCAUGCUCAAGCCCGAGCUCUUGCGCGCCAUCACCGAGUGCGGUUUUGAGCACCCCUCCGAGGUGCAGCACGCAUGCAUUCCCCAGGCCAACCUCGGCUCUGACAUUAUCUGCCAGGCCAAGUCUGGUAUGGGCAAGACUGCCGUCUUUGUGCUGUCCACCCUGCAGCAGCUCGUGCCCACUGAGGGCGAGGUGAGCGUCCUGGUCCUCUGCCACACUCGCGAGCUGGCCUUCCAGAUCAAGAACGAGUUUGACCGCUUUAUCAAGUUCAUGCCGACCAUCAAGACUGACGUCUUCUAUGGCGGCACGCCCAUCAAGCAGGACGAGACCAAGCUGGCUGCUGGCACCCCCAACGUUGUCGUCGGCACCCCCGGCCGCAUUCUUGCGCUGAGCACCCCCGAUGCCUCUGGCAAGGCUCGCCUCAACCUGUCGCACGUCAAGCAUUUUGUGCUCGACGAGUGCGACCGCAUGCUCGACCAGGUUGACAUGCGCAAGGACGUCCAGAAGAUUUUCAUCCAGACCCCGCACAAGAAGCAGGUCAUGAUGUUCAGCGCCACCCUCGACAAGGCGCUUCGCCCCACUUGCAAGAAGUUUAUGCACGACCCCAUGGAAAUCUACGUCGACGACGAGACCAAGCUCACUCUGCACGGCCUGCAGCAGUACUACUUCAAGCUCACCGAGCAGGACAAGAACAAGAAGCUGAACGCGCUGCUCGACGCCCUCGAGUUCAACCAGGUUGUCAUCUUUGUCAAGUCGGUCAACCGUGCCAAGGAGCUGACCAAGCUGCUUGUCGAGUGCAACUUCCCCGCCAUUGCCAUCCACUCGGCCAUGCCCCAAGACGAGCGCAUCCAACGCUACCAGAACUUUAAGAACUUCCAGUCGCGCAUUCUCGUCGCCACCGACCUGUUUGGCCGCGGUAUCGAUAUCGAGCGUGUCAACAUUGUCAUCAACUACGACAUGCCCGACUCGUCCGACUCGUACCUCCACCGCGUCGCUCGCGCCGGUCGCUUUGGCACCAAGGGUCUUGCCGUCACCUUUGUCUCGUCCGAGGAGGAUGCCACCAUUCUCAGUCAAGUCCAGUCUCGCUUUGAGGUCCAGAUUGAUGCUCUCCCCGAGACCAUCGACAUGACCAGCUACAUGAACGCCUAAGCAGAGGGGUGUCUCUUUCCCCCCCUUUGUGUCGUUUAUUGGUUUCGUUUUGGCAGUUGUUUUUCUUCUCGUCUUUUGUUUGGUUAAGCGCUUUGUGCAGUACAGUACAAGUUCCAUUUUGUCGA
This is a messenger RNA of Capsaspora owczarzaki ATCC 30864, 1469 nucleotides long. Its product is annotated as nuclear RNA helicase. The transcript has a single exon. Lineage: Eukaryota; Filasterea; Ministeriida; Capsasporidae. Gene Ontology annotation, molecular function: RNA binding; ATP binding; RNA helicase activity. The record is from RefSeq and is a predicted model, not a curated record. The coding region runs from base 43 to 1344 and encodes 433 amino acids.